This is a messenger RNA of Perognathus longimembris pacificus (Pacific pocket mouse), 9895 nucleotides long. It is a transcript of the gene Aspm, whose product is annotated as assembly factor for spindle microtubules. Gene Ontology annotation, molecular function: protein binding. The coding region runs from base 1 to 9750 and encodes 3249 amino acids. Gene Ontology annotation, cellular component: spindle pole. Gene Ontology annotation, biological process: spindle organization; mitotic cell cycle; establishment of meiotic spindle localization. The transcript has 28 exons. Lineage: Eukaryota; Metazoa; Chordata; Mammalia; Rodentia; Heteromyidae. The record is from RefSeq and is a predicted model, not a curated record.
AUGGCGACCCGACGGGCGGCGCGCAGCCGCUGGGAGCGGGGGGACGACCCCGCGGCGGCGUCCGCGGCCGAGGCGGAGGCGGAGGCGGCCUCCCCGCCGGUCCUCUCGCUCGGCCACUUCUGCCGGUCGCCCUUCGUGUCCUUCGGCGACGUCCGCGUGGGGGCCUCGCGCACGCGGCCGCUGCUGCUGCUCAACCCGCACGACGAGGUGGCCGAGGUGCAGGUCCGCGCCCCGGCCGCCGACCUGGGCUUCAGCGUGGAGCCGCGCCGCUGCGAGCUGCGGCCUAAAGAGAAGAUUGUUAUUUCUGUUAACUGGACACCAGUGAAAGAGGGCCGAAUAAGAGAGAUUGUGACAUUUGUUGUUAAUGAUAUUCUGAAACACCAAGCUAUAUUACUAGGGAAUGCUGAAGAACAAAAAAAGAAAAAGAAGAGCCUUUGGGAUACCAUUAACAAGAAGAAAAUUCCAGUCUCUUCAACUCACCAUAAAAAGAUAUCAACUACUCAAAAUAUCAAUGAAACAUUUAAUGUUUCCCAAAAAGGAGCCAGAGUUAGGAGCCCCCUGCAGGCUUGUGAGAAUCUCACUACGAAUGAAGGCUGCUCUCCAACAAAAAGCAAUUCUUUAACUCUCGAAGAAAAUAAAAUACCUAUAUCACCUAUCAGCCCUGCUUUCAAAGAGUGCGGUGGUGAAACCUGCUUGCCACUUUUUCUACGUCGGUCUACUGCCUACUCGUCUCUUCCUGCCUCUGAAAAUGGUGACCACCUAGAAGGAGCUGGUAAUUCAAAAGACUUUCAUUUCAAUGAGAAAGUCAUAACUGAAACUUCCUUUGAUUCCAUUACGAUGAAUGGUUCAAGUGAAGAGAAUAGUAAACUUAUCCAUACCCCAAAUUCUUCUUCACCUUUGACCUUUAUACAAAACCAAGGACAUUUUCUAAGUCCAGAUUCUUUUGUAAAAAGCAGCCAGGCAGCUAAUAAUGAACCAGGAUUAAUGCCACCUCUCUCAGCCAACACAUUUGUGAAGGACAGUUUGAAGGCAGUGUGUUUGGAAUCCAAAAUCAUACCUGAAAUUUGCCCAACAAUUUUAAGUCCAGAUUCUUUUGUAAAGGAUAAUUACGGGCUAAAUCAAGACCUACAAUCAGGAUUCAUCCAUCCUGUUUUAUCCCCAAGUCAAUUUGUAAAAGAUAACAGGGCACACGUAUCUAUAUCUCAGCAAACAGGCAAACCGUUAACAAACCAAAGUUCUCAGGUCCUACGGUGUUCUCAGGAUUUGGAAGAAAGUGGAAUUUUACUGCACAUUCCUGAACGUCAGCAUUCAAAAAUUCCCGAGGAGAUUUCUGAGGACUUAGAAUCUGUAGAAGCAAAGUCAAACUGUUACAGGUGUACAGAACAGACUCGUCCUGCAUUUUGUGCUCUUCAAGAUGUUCCUAAGCAGGGCCACAACAAACAACCUAAGAAACGUCCUAUACUCUCUGCCACUGUGGUUAAAAGGAAGCCCACCUGUGCCCGGGAAAGCCGAACGGACAUCCCUAAGCCGCCAACAAGAUGUCUCAACAGUGUGAUGGGUGAGUGUGAAAAGAUGAUAGGUGACCAGAGAGAGGGCUCCACGCUUCCCCAUCUUCCGGUUAUCGAUCCCGGCCUAAGGCCAUUGGACAGUUUCGCAUAUGAAAUCACCCCGCUGGUCGCCCGGAAGCGGAAGAGUGAUGGAGGAGUGGGAGACCAAGAUGGGAAGGAUGCCCCCACAGAACGUUCGGAAGUGCGUGAAGUUAAAAGAAUCCAUUUUUCUCCCUCGGAAUCUAAAACACCAACUGUUACAAAAAACAAAAAGAUGGUAACCCCCGUCUCCAAACGUAUUUGCAGCAGGGAGAAGUCAAGCCUGAAGAAGAAAUCUGAUGCAUUGGCAUUUAAAACGCCUCUUUCUAAAACAAGCAAAAGGAGAAAGCGCAUUAUUGCUGUGGCACAAUCUAAUCUGACCUUCAUCAAGCCAUUAAAAACAGCUAUGCCUAGGCACCCAAUGCCAUUUGCGGCCAAAAACAUGUUUUAUGAUGAACGCUGGAAGGAAAAGCAGGAACAGGGCUUCACCUGGUGGCUGAAUUUCAUAUUGACUCCUGAUGACUUCACGGUCAAAACAAAUGUUCCUAAAGUAAAUGCUGCUACUCUUCUUCUGGGGGUAGAGAACCCACAUAAAGUAAGUGUGCCUAGAGCACCUACGAAGGAGGAAGUGUCUCUCAGAGCUUACACUGCCCGCUACAGGCUGAAUAGGUUGCGGCGCGCAGCAUGCUGUUUAUUUACAUCGGAGAAAAUGGUUAAAGCCAUUAAAAGGCUCGAAAUUGAAAUUGAAGCCGGGCGGUUACUGGUUCGAAAAGAUAGACACCUCUGGAAAGAUGUGGGUGAACGACAGAAAGUUCUGAAUUGGCUAUUGUCGUAUAAUCCUUUGUGGCUUCGAAUUGGCCUUGAGACUAUUUAUGGAGAACUCAUAUCUUUGAAAGACAACAGUGAUGUCACUGGAUUGGCUGUGUUUAUUCUGAAUCGCUUACUUUGGAAUCCUGAUAUCGCAGCUGAGUACAGACAUCCCACCGUGCCUCAUCUCUAUAGAGAUGGUCAUGAAGAAGCUUUGUCCAAGUUUACAUUGAAGAAAUUACUGCUCUUGGUCUGUUUCCUUGAUCAUGCUAAAAUUUCCAGACUUAUCGAUCAUGAUCCUUGUCUCUUUUGUAAAGAUGCUGAAUUCAAGGCCAGUAAAGACAUUCUUCUGGUGUUUUCACGGGAUUUCCUGAGUGGCGAAGGGGAUCUUUCCCGUCACCUGAGCUUAUUGGGAUUUCCUGUGAGCCAUGUCCAGAUGUCAUUUGAUGAAUUUGACUUUUCUGUCACAAAUCUUGCUGUGGAUUUGCAGUGUGGGGUGAGGCUUGUGCGAACCAUGGAACUUCUCACACAGAACUGGAAUCUUUCAAAGAAACUCAGGAUUCCUGCAAUAAGUCGUCUUCAAAAGAUGCACAAUGUUGAUAUUGUGUUUCAAGUUCUUAAAUCAAGAGGAAUUCAAUUGAGUGAUGAGCAUGGAAACCCUAUCUUAUCUAAGGACAUAGUGGAUAGGCACAGAGAAAAGACUCUUGCGUUGCUUUGGAAAAUUGUCUGUGCUUUUCAGGUGGAUAUUUCCCUUAAUUUAGAACAGUUAAGGGAAGAAAUUGAUUUCCUAAAACGCACACGGAGUAUAAGAAAAGCAAUGUCUGCACUAUCAUGUCAUUCCGAUGCCACUGUGAACAAGCAAAAAGACAAAAGGAAUAGUGUUCUCCUUGAACAAUACAGUGACAGUGUGAAGUUGUUGAUGGAGUGGGUAAAUGCUGUGUGUGCCUUCUAUAAUAAGAAGGUGGAGAAUUUCACCGUGUCUUUCUCAGAUGGCCGUGUGUUAUGUUAUCUGAUCCACCAUUACCAUCCUUGCUAUGUGCCUCUGGAGGCUGUAUGUCAGCGUACCACCCACACUGUGGAGUGCACAUACACUGGCUCUGUGGUCUUAAACUCCUCGUCCGAAUAUGAUGAUAGUGCUCUGGAGGUGUCUUUUCAAACACUGGAUCAUGAAAAUACUUCUGAACUACACAAAGAGCUUCUAGAAAAUGAAAAGAAGAAUUUUCAUUUGGUGACGGCUGCAGCAAGAGACCUUGGUGGAAUACCUGCAAUGAUCCAUCAUUCAGAUAUGUCAAAUACAAUUCCCGAUGAAAAGGUUGUUAUUACUUAUUUGUCAUUCCUCUGUGCAAGGCUUUUGGAUCUUCGUAAAGAGAUCAGGGCUGCUCGACUCAUACAGACAGUUUGGAGAAAACAUAAGCUAAGAAAAGAUCUAAAACACUAUCAGGAGCGAGACAAAGCUGCAAGAAUUAUCCAGAAAGCUGUAAUCCAUUUUCUAAACAGACGGCGAUGGGAAAAAGAGGUUACUGCUGCACUGAUCCUUCAGAAAUGUUGGCGAAGAGUUUUAGCACAGAGACAGUUAUUACUCUUAAAAAAGGAAAAACUGGAAAAAAUUCAAAGUGCAUCUGCAACAAUAAUUCAGGCGUAUUGGAGAAGAUAUUCCACCAGAAAAAGAUUUUUGAGUUUGAAGUAUUAUUCAGUCUUCCUUCAAUCCAGGAUAAGAAUGACAAUUGCUGUUACAUCUUAUAAAAGAAAACGUUGGGCCACAGUUACAAUACAGAGGCAUUGGCGUGCUUGUGUACAAAGAAGAAAAGAUCAACAAAGAUAUAAACUGCUGAAAUCUUCAUCCCUUGUAAUCCAGUCCAUGUUUCGAAGAUGGAAGCAACGGAAAGUUCAACGUGAAGCAAAAGCUGCAGUAACCUUGCAAAGAGCUAUUCGAAAAUGGCGCGUCCGGAAACAAGCGAAGACAAGGUCUGCCAUCAUCAUACAGUCGUGGUACAGAAUGCACAGGCAGUUACAGAAGUAUGUGUAUACUAGAUCUUGCAUUGUUGUCAUUCAAAGAAGCUUUCGGUGCUUUCAAGCCCGCAAGUUAUAUAAAAGAAAGAAAGGAUCUGCCCUGACUCUGCAGAAGUACUUCAGAGCCUACCUGAAGGGCAAGGCUGAGCGCGCCAGCUACUUACAGAAGCGAGCUGCGGCCAUCCGGCUGCAGUCUGCUUUCAGGAGAAUGAAAGCUCGCCACAUGCACAGGCAAGCUAGAGCUGCUUGUCUGUUGCAGUCAUACUGGAGAAUGAGACGGGACAGACUUCGCUUUUUAAAUCUUAGGAAGACGGUUAUCAGAUUGCAGGCGUGUGUGAGAAGAAAUCAGCAGUUGCAGAAAUACAGGAAGAUGAAGAGAGCUGCUGUCAUAAUUCAGACUCAUUUCCAAGCUUGUGUUUCAGCCAGGAGAGUUCGAGUAGCCUACCAAAAGACGCGGUCUGCUGUCAUCGUUCUCCAGUCCACCUACAGAAGGCUGAAAGCCAGGAGUGCGUUUCUUCAUAUCCGCAAAUCUGUCAUAAAGAUUCAGUCGUAUUUCCGGGCUUAUAUUUCAAGAAAGCAAUUUCUGCUCCUAAGAAACACUGCCAUCAAGUUGCAAUCCAUUGUCAGGAUGAAGCAAGCCCGUGGACACUAUGCACAGUUAAGAGCGGCUGCCUUGUCGAUCCAGCGACGCUACAGGGCCAGCAAGCUGGCUGUGUGCAGGAGAAAGGAGUAUUUACAGGUGCGGGAGUCUUGUGUCACCCUGCAAGCUGUAUGUAGAGGGUGGCUGGUCCGCAAGCAGAUACGGACGCAGAGGCAAGCGGCGGUGGUCCUGCAGUCUUACUUCAGAAUGAGAAAGACGAGGCGGCACUACCUGCACACCUGCGCCGCAGCUCUACUCCUCCAGAACCGCUACCGCGCCCACAGAGCGCAGCUCACCCAGCGGAAGGCCUUCCUGCAAGUCAAGAGAGCCGCCACCUGCUUGCAAGCAGCCUACAGAGGGCACCGAGCUCGCCGGCUCAUCAAACGGCAGUCUGCCGCCGCUGCCAGAAUUCAAACUGCUUUUAGAGGCUACAUCCAAAGGGUGAAAUAUCAAUCUGUGCUGCAGUCUGCUGUCAAGAUCCAGAGAUGGUUCCGGGCACGCAAGGCCGCUCGGGAAUUAAGAACUCGCUUUUUAAAGGUAAGGGUGGCUACGAUUGCACUCCAGUCUGCCUGUCGGGGCUGGAAAGUCCGGAGGCAGCUGAGAGCGGAACACCGGGCUGCGGUGAAGAUCCAGUCUGUGUUCCGAAGGGUCCGGGCCCAGAGACAGUUUAAAUGCUGGCAAACGGCAGCCCUGGUCCUGCAGCAGCACCUGCGAGCGUGGAGGGCCGGGAGGCAGCGGCGCAGGGACUACAUUGAGCUCCGCCGUGCCACGCUGGUGCUCCAGGCCGCGUGGAGGGGGAGGACGCUGAGGAGGGAGCUCCGGAGGCGGCACGCCUGUGCCGUCGUCAUACAGGCCCACUACAGGGCGCACCUUCAACAGGGCAGGUGGAGGGCCAUCAGGACAGCCGCGCUCCUCAUCCAAAGGCAUUAUCGGGCCUACCGGAUUGGAAGGGAACAGCACCGUUGGUAUUUGCAAACCAAAGCAGCCGUCAUCACUUUGCAGUCAACUUACCGUGGGCUGAAAGUGAGGAAAAGAAUAAAGGAUUGGAACAAAGCUGCAGUCACUAUACAGUCUAACUACAGAACUCACCAAGCCCGGAAGAAAUACACAACUUACAGACGUGCUGCCGUUGUAAUUCAGAGAUGGUAUCGGAGCAUUCAAAUUGCAAACCAGCAGCGAAAGGAAUAUCUUCACCUAAAGCAAGCCGCGGUGACAAUCCAGGCUGUCUAUAGAGGCACCAGGGUGCGUCGGCAAAUCCAACACAUGCACAGGUCUGCCACUUGUAUUCAAGCAGUGUUUAAAAUGCAUCAGUCAAGGUCACGAUACCACGCAGUGAGAAGAGCAGCUGUUGUAAUUCAAGUAAAAUUCAGAGCCUAUCAUAAAGGCAAAACUCAGCGAGCAGAGUACCUCAGGGUUUUGAAGGCCACUCGUACUCUCCAGGCAAGUUUUAGAGGAGCAAGAGUCAGGCAGGCUGUGAGAAAGAGGCAGGUGGCAGCAACGCUCAUUCAGUCGUCCUAUAGAAGAUACAAGCAGCGCGCAUACUACACCAAGUUAAAGAAGGUGACACAGACAGUGCAGCAAAGAUACCGAGCCCUGAGGGAAGGAAGGAGACAGUUGCAGAGGUACAGCCGGCUCCGGUGCUGUGUGGUGCUCCUGCAGGCUGCUUACAGGGGGAGGAUGGCCAGGAGACGCGUGAAAGCGAUGCAUUCGGCUGCCGUUCGUAUUCAGAGGAGAUUUAGAACUCUGAUGCUGAGAAGAAAAUUCCUCUGUCUCCAGAAAACUGUGAUUUGGGUUCAAAGACAAUACCGUGCAAAGCUCUUUGCCAGGCAUCAGUCACAACAGUUUCUGUUGUUGCGAAGGGCAGUUGUUCAAAUCCAGUCAUCCUGUAGAGGGUGGAUAGUUAGGAAGAAGGUGCGAGAGAUGCACAGGGCUGCUACUUGCAUCCAGGCUGCUUUCAGGAUGCACAGAGCGCGUGUGAGAUACCAGGCCUUGAAACAGGCCUCCGCGGUGCUCCAGAAGCAACACCGGGCAAACAGAGCUGCUGCACGGCAGAGGUGGCAUUUUAUCAGACUAAGAAGGUCUGCUGUGAUCCUCCAAGCUGCCUUUAGGGCCAUGAAAGCCAGAAGACACCUGAAGAAGAUGCAUUCGUCUGCAGCCCUUAUUCAGAGCAGAUUCAGGUCUUUUGUGAUGAGGAAGAGAUUCAUUUCUCUCAAAAGAGCUGCUAUUUUUGUUCAGAGGAAAUACCGAGCCACCAUUUAUGCCAGACAUAAGAGGCACCAAUUCUUGGAGUUACGAAAGGCAGCUGUUACGAUCCAGUCAUCUUACCGGAGAUUGAUGGUGGAGAAGAGGUUGCGAACCAUGCACAGGGCCGCAGCUCUCAUUCAGGCCACUUUUAGAAUGCACAAAGCGUACGUGGUAUUUCAGCGGUGGAAACGUGCCUCCAUCCUAAUUCAACAGCGUUACCGAACGUACCGAGCUGCCAAAUUGCAAAGAGAGAAUUUUACUAGGCGAUGGCAUUCCGCUGUGGUCAUUCAGGCUGCCUAUAAAGGGAUGAAAGCAAGACAGCUCUUAAAGAAAAAACACAGGGCUGCUGUCAUCAUACAAAGCACAUAUCGAAUGUCUAAGCAGCGUUGUUGUUACCAGAAGCUUCAGUGGGCUACACGAGUAAUACAAGAAUAUUAUAGAACAAAUAAAAAACUGAAAGCUCUUCAGCUCCAUGCAAGUUGUACUGAUACAAGUUUUCAAGUCAUGACCAGAAGGAAACAGGCUGAGAAAGAACAUGAGGCCGCCAUUGUUAUUCAGAAGCAUUUCAAAGCCUGUAAAACAAGGAGACGUUAUCUCCGCCUUAGAGCAACAGUUGUUUCUGUCCAGAGAAGGUACAGAGCAUUAGCUGCAAGACAUUCCCAAGCAGCUGGCUCGGUAGAGCCAUCUUUCAGAGGAUUUAAGGAAGCAGAGCGUCCAGUGCAGAGAGCCGCAGCGCCCGUGCAAAGCACUCCUCCCGCCCUGCGCACGCGGGAGCGCGCUGCCCUGCGCCUCCAGUCCUUCCUGCGCAUGGCUCUUCACCGCAGGAGAUUUCUUCGGCAGAAGAGAGCUGCGGACACCUUACAGCAGCAUUUCAGGACCUGGAAAGCCCGCAAACAGUUUUUACUAUAUAGAAAAGCUGCGGUGGUUUUACAAAACCGCUACAGAGCCGUUCUGGCUGCAAAACAUCAAAGACAAGUUUAUUUACAAACCAGGAGCUGUGUUAUCAUUAUUCAAGCUGCAAUAAGAGGAUUCAUACAGAAAAGGAAGUUUCAGAAUAUUAAGAAGAGUGCCAUAAAAAUGCAGGUUGCAUGGAGAAGAUACAAGGCAAAGAAAUACUUGUGUAAAGUGAAUGCCGCCUGCAAGAUUCAAGCCUGGUAUAGGGGUUGGAGAGCACGCAGAGAAUAUCUAGCCCUAUCAAACGCUGUUAGAAUUGUUCAGCGUUGCUUCCAUGCCAAGCAGGAGAGGACCCGGUUUUUGAAGAUGAGAACAUCAGUAGUUAUCAUACAGAGAAAAUGGAGAGCAACACUUUCUGGAAGAGUUGCUCAUGAACAAGUCAUGGAAAAAGGUUUAGAACAGAAAGCCCGCGUUAGCCUUCUUCCUUUCGCUGCAGCUGCGUUUUUCCACCUGUGUGCUCUUCGAAUCCAGAGAGCAUAUAGACUUCACGUGGCUCUGCGGAAUGCGCGGAGACACGUGGAUUCCGUCAUCUGCAUUCAGAAAUGGUUUCGGAAAAGAAUACAACAAAAAAGAUUGAUUGAAAUUGAGCGUGAGGCUCAAGAAUGUCUGAAACGCCAAAACGGAGCUGCGUCAGUAAUACAGAAAGCAGUGCGCCAGUUCCUUCUCUGCAAAAGACAGGAAAAAUUGAAUAGUGGAAUCAUCAAGAUUCAGGCAUUAUGGAGAGGUUACUCUUUCAGGAAAAAAAAUGAUUGUAAGAAAAUUAGAGCUAUACGACAAAGUCUUCAAGCUGUGAACCAGGAGAUUCGAGAAGAAAACAAGCUCUACAAAAGAACUGCGCUCGCUCUUCACUAUCUCUUCACAUCUAAGCACCUUUCUGUCAUUCUUGAUGCUUUAAAGAACCUGGAGGUAGUGACUAGAUUGUCUCCACUUUGUUGUGAGAACAUGGCGAAGAGUGGAGCAGUGUCUAAAAUAUUUGUUUUAAUCCGGAGUUGUAAUCGUAGUGUUCCUUGUAUGGAAGUCAUCAGAUACGCCAUUCAAGUCUUAUUUCAUGUUGCUAAGUAUGAGAAAACGACCUCAGCGGUUUACGAGGUCGACAACUGUGUGGACACGCUCCUGGAGCUUCUGCAGAUGUACCGAGAGAAGCCUGGCGACAGAGCGGCAGACAAGAGCGGCAGCAUCUUCACAAAAACGUGCUGCUUGUUGGCCGUUUUGUUGAAGACAAGAAAUCGAGCCUCUGAUGUAAGAAUUCGAUCCAAAGUUGUUGACUGUAUUUACAGUCUUUACAAACUCACCGCUCGUAAGCAUAAGGUGAAUACUGAAAGAAUACUUUGUAAACAAAAGAAAAGCGCUUCGGUCGUCAUCCCCUUGCUUCCAGAAACCCCCAUGAGGACCAGGAUAGUCUCCAGGCUGGAACCGGCUUGGGUUUUGAGAAGAGACAGUAUGGAUGAAGUGAAGAAUUCCCUGCAAGCUAUUCAAAUGCUGAUGGAUACACUUGGCAUUCCUUAUUAGUAAAUGUAACUAACUAUUUUCAGUGUGGACAGUCUAAAGAAUAUUGUAGCUGAUCAUGAGUAUGUAAAGUAUCUUCCUGCUUUUGCUGUAUAGUUUUUUAAAUCUGAGUUUGUAUUAAAAAUAAACACAUGUAUUUUUAGUAACU